Messenger RNA from Ylistrum balloti, 3005 nucleotides. RefSeq names its product U4/U6 small nuclear ribonucleoprotein Prp3-like. NCBI's taxonomy places the organism in Eukaryota, Metazoa, Mollusca, Bivalvia, Pectinida, Pectinidae. Gene Ontology annotation, cellular component: U4/U6 x U5 tri-snRNP complex. The coding region runs from base 155 to 2077 and encodes 640 amino acids. Gene Ontology annotation, biological process: mRNA splicing, via spliceosome. The record is from RefSeq and is a predicted model, not a curated record. The transcript has 19 exons.
GAUGUACAGUUUACGGUAAAGAGGUCGUUACUGUCACGGAUCCUUUCUGAUGUUGUUAUUCCUAGUCUUAGAUGGAACUUCUGAAUGACCUCGGCUUGAAAACUUAAGAGAUUCCAAGAAUAUCUAAGUCUUGUUUCAAUAAAGGACUAACACUAUGUCUUUGUCAGACAGAGAAUGGGAUGACUUGAAGGCUUUGUUGGAUAAAACUGUUCAGAAAUUUUUAGGAUUCAGUGAGACAGCUCUGGUUACAGCAGCUCUCAACUGCAUAGAUAAAGGUUAUGAUAAACACAAAACUGUAGAUAAAUUGCUGGUGAUUCUAGAUGAAGGUCAGGCAAAGCGCUUCGCUGACAAGUUAUUCGGAGUUUGGGAAGAUUACAAAGCAUCCAACAGAAAUGCAAGGAAGAAGAGAAAGGAUGAUCGUGAUGAAGGAACAGAAACUAAAAGGAAGAGGAGAUUUGUCGAUGAUGGUCCGCCCGCCAUUCCUGGACCUGGGAACCCAAGUCCUGGCCAGCUCACUACUGACAAGAUCAAAGAGAUGAUGCAGAAUGCACAGAAAAUAAUUGAAGAAAGAAAAACACAGUUGAUGGUGACUGUGCCAUCUGCUUCAAAGCCGUCCAUGUCUCAAACUCAAGUGUUAAUGUCAGAUGCCAUGGAGAAGGCUAAACGAGCAGCUGAACUCCAGGCAAUGAUACAGAAUAAGAUGUCCAGUCUCACAGCAUCAGGGGUACAGAUUCCUAAUUUGAAACAGCUCCCUUUACAAAACAAACCAACACCCCUGAUUUUAGAUGAGGAAGGAAGAACAAUAGAUGCUAUGACAGGACAAGCAGUCCAACUACAGCAUCAUACACCCACGCUCAAGGCAAAUAUCCGAGCAAAAAGACGUGAACAAUUCAAAGGAUUGAUAGAGAAACCACCAGAAGAAAUCAGUGAAAGUCGAUUCUUUGAUUCCAGAGUUGAGGCAAAGAGUGCCCAGAGACAAAGACGUUCCUUCAAGUUCCAUGAAAUUGGAAAGUUUGAACAAAUGGCUGGCAGGCUUCGAGCAAAGGCACAGUUAGACAGACUGCAGAAUGAAAUUGCCUACGCAGCCAAGAAGACUGGAAUUGCAUCUGCAGCAAAAUUAGCAACACUUGCUCCAAAGAAAGAACUGCAAGAAGGUGAGGUUCCAGACAUGGAAUGGUGGGAUGCUUAUGUCCUGACAGGAGAUCAUUAUGCAGAAGAAGGCAACAUUGAGCGAGAGAAACUAUAUGGUAUUACAAAUCUAGUGGAACAUCCGAUACAGAUGAAGCCUCCAGCUGAACCAGAGAAGGCCCCAGAGAUUCCUGUUUAUCUCACAAAGAAAGAGCGAAAGAAGUUACGACGUCAAAACAGACAGGAAGCUCAAAAAGAUGAACAAGAAAAGAUUCGACUUGGUUUGCAACCUCCACCAGAACCAAAAGUGAGGAUGGCCAACCUGAUGAGAGUUCUGGGGAACGAAGCAGUACAAGAUCCUACGAAGAUUGAGGCACAUGUCCGUGCACAGAUGGAAAAACGCCAAAAACAACAUGAGGAAACAAAUGCAGCAAGGAAGUUAACUUCAGAACAGAGGAAGGAAAAGAAAGCCAAAAAAAUCAAGGAGGAUGUAUCACUGGGUGUUCAUGUUAGUGUAUAUAGGAUACGAGAUUUAACAAAUGCCUCCAAAAAGUUUAAGAUCGAAACUAAUGCUAAACAGCUAUACAUGACAGGAAUUGUGGUGCUCUAUAGGGACUGUAAUGCUGUGGUUGUAGAGGGAGGCCCAAAACAACAAAGAAAGUUUAAGAGGUUGAUGUUACACCGAAUAAAAUGGGAAGAGGACCAGCAUAAAGGCAAAAAGAAAGACGAUGAUGACAGCGAUUCUGAGGAGGAAUCAGAUAAAACAAACAAAUGUCACCUUGUUUGGGAGGGAACGACAACAGCAAGAGCAUUUGGUGAGAUGAAAUUUAAAGUGUGUCCCACAGAACUUUUUGCUCGUGAACAUUUUAAAAAGUGUGGUGUGGAGCAGUACUGGGAUUUAGCUUACCGUGGUGCUAUCAUGGAUUCUGCUGGUGAUGAUGACCUUUGACCACAGACAUUUGUCUAUAAUUUCUUAAUGUCUUCAUUUUGGAGUUAUUUUCUAAAGAUAAGACCACAGCUUGACAGAGGAUGGAGACUGUCCAGAUCUGACCUCUGACCUGCUGGUGAUGAUGACCUUUGACCACAGACUUUGUAGCAAUUUCUUAACGUCUUCAUUUUGGAGUUGUUUUCUAAAAGGUGAUUCCAUGACCUCUGAACUUUUGAAGAUCGUCUUUGAACUUUGACCUCUACCAGAGACUGGUUUUUUCUACCAUGUACAGCUGGUAGUGUUGUGAAGCAACAUGUGCUACUUAUAUUAAGUGAUUUUACACUUACAAAUGUGCAUCUGAUAAACAAGGCCCUAUUUCUAUUGAAGUGACUGUAUUUUUACCUCUGCAGAAAAUAUUAUACUUAAAAAUAUUUUCAAAGUUAUCUGAAAAUAACUGUUUAUGAUGAAAUGAUGUAUUGGAAAGGAUCAACAGUUGGGUAUGAGGUGAGUAUUUAUGUUAAAUACAGAAUCCUGUAGGAGAGUAGCUACUCUGUCCAACAUCUGUCAUGUCAGAGAGGUUGAUGUGAAUACACAUGGCUACCAAUCUUAGUUCACCAUAUCAUAACCUAAAAUUUUAGACAUUGCAAACUAUUAAUGGACUUGGUGUGUAUCUUGAAUGAAGGAGGUAUAAAAUUUUCUGCAAAGGUGAUCAGGGCUGGAUCCAAUUCUUUUUCCAUCACCAUUGUCCUCAUUGGGAUUAUGACUUGUAUAUUUUGUGUACCAAGGAUAUCAGCGCUGCAGGUCUGAAAUAUCUCCUGCAAAAUUUUGGAAAAUAAUGAAUAAAUGUUGUUUACAUAUAUAUAUACAUGUGAGGGAGUUGUCAAAUGUUUUUUUUUAUUCAUGAGCGAAAGAGACAUUAAUUUGAAAUUAAAUCAAUCAAACAUUUUAA